AUGAGAAAGAGGAGGAGGAGGAAGAAGAAGAAGAGGAGGAUGAGAAAGAGAAGGAGGAGGAAGAAGAAGAAGAGGAUGAGAAAGAGGAGGAGGAGGAGGAGGAAGAAGAAGAAGAGGAGGGUGAGAAAGAGGAGGAGGAGGGGGAGGAAGAAGAGGAGGAUGUGGAAGAGGAGGAUAAGGAGGAGAAAAGGAAAGAAAGAGGAGGAUGAAGAAGAAGAAGAAGAGGAGGAUGAGAAAAAGGAGGAGGAGGAAGAAGAAGAAGAGGAGGAUGAGAAAGAGGAGGAGGAGGAAGAAGAAGAAGAGGAGGAUGAGAAAGAGGAGGAGGAGGGGGAGGAAGAAGAGGAGGCCCCUGGGAAGACUCAAGACAAACUGGGAGCCAUCCCAUAG
This is a messenger RNA of Knipowitschia caucasica, 387 nucleotides long. The record is from the annotation of a GenBank genome assembly. Lineage: Eukaryota; Metazoa; Chordata; Actinopteri; Gobiiformes; Gobiidae.